Messenger RNA from Monascus purpureus, 1633 nucleotides. NCBI's taxonomy places the organism in Eukaryota, Fungi, Ascomycota, Eurotiomycetes, Eurotiales, Aspergillaceae. The record is from the annotation of a GenBank genome assembly.
AUGUCCCAGUCUGAUUUCGGUAACUUGCUAGCCAAGGUGCUCCCGACCAAUGUGAAGGUCACUGUGCGACAUAUCUCCUCCACACCGACGCCAUGCGCGGCUCUCUUCGCAGCGCCGCCCGGUGAGGCUCCAGAGGCGACGUACUGUGAAAAUCAUUUCCUGGCGGUAUCAGUUGAAUGCCGUGGAGGAGACUGUGGAGAGGAACAGGUCCAGGAACGGGAACGGGAGGUCAUCGUCUUCGGAGUCGAAGUACUUGUCUACAGCACCGCUCACCUUACGACGGUCUUCGUGAGCAAGGCCGAUUCAACGGGUUAUCUGCAUCUGCUGAAGACUGCGCCGAAGGUGUCGCUUCUCUGGCAAAUUUCUACUGUGUUUCUCUCGUACCUUGUUGAGACUCGCCAGCGCCCUGGUGUGCGGCUUGUUCUGUCGCUGUUUGCGCGGGCUCAGAAUCAGUAUUUGUUUCCCGGGAGUAUUGAGAAUACGGGGAAACAUGUGCUGGAUGAUCGGGGAUUGAUCAAGUGGUGGUGUCGCGUGGUCGAUCCUAUUCUGCGCGAGCGCGAACCAGAGUCAAAGUCGCAGGACAAGGGGUCGCUGGAGGAGAGCAAAGAAUCCUCCAAGAGCUCUGCAACAGCCUUUCUUAUUGUUCCGGGAUGCGAUAAAUUUGAGACCCGAGGAUUCUUUCCGAGUACGGCCAAAUCGGAUGGUAAAGAUCAUCCCAGAUGGGUUAAUGAUUAUCCUCUAUGGCAGCUGUGCGGGAAUCCCAAGGCGCCUCCACGAUGCUUGGUUCCUCGUUUCCCUGAUGAUCCCAAGACGCGUUUUCUUAUUGAUCUAGAUGACGAGGUAUCUGGACAAGAGACGGAUGCUGCGAGCGGUCUUCAGAAUCUGGGCCAGUGGAGAAGCGUCAAAUCUUUGGAUCAGUUCUGGGAGAUGAUGACCUUUCGACAGGAGUGCUCUGCUGGACGGCUUGUCGGGUUCCUAUGGUUAGUAGUUAAUCCACCGGGACUUGUGAAUUCUACGAGCAUGGAAGCGAGGUCUCUUGGCGGGGAGACGUCUCCCACUACACAGCAGGAGACCUCUUCAACCCUUCAAGAAAAUCCAUUCUCAUGGCCAGAAGCCGGACGAGGGCACGUGGUUCUAAGCGAGUCAGAUUACAAGACAGCAAUUGAAUUCCUCCUACAACAAGAGUUUGGGGGUUUCGACGUCGCAACUACCAGUACAAAGGCGUGGGUUGACAAGGUGGCUUCUCUCGCGGACGAGCUGUGGUUUGGCGAGCUCGUUGUGGGAAAGAACACGGUAUCAGAGAAUGCCGUCAAACCUGCGGAGACACAGAACAACCUUCUGGACACUGGUCUGGCUCGAAAACGAAAGAAGCCCGCGGAAGUAGAGCCUGGAAGUGCAGCUGCUAUCGCUGAAGAGAGAAAGUCUACCGGAGAAGACAACCCGGAAGCUGUUUCUGCCCCGGAACCAAGCGUCAAUGUGCUUAGCGGGGGAUUGAUUAGGAAGAAGAAGAAAACAUAGCAGGCGUUGGAUAUUUCUCGAUGGAGUUUCGGAGUGGAUGUUUGGCAAACGUGUUGGGAUUUUUGCGGUUAGGACAGAGCCCACUAGAAUUACUCGAUAAUAAUGACCUUUUCCA